AGGCUCCAGAGUGGGAACUGCAGUACCUGUCUCAUUCCAGCCCAGCAAAAACAGCAUGAGUCAGACCCAGGAAGGGAAACACCCAGCUGCUGCCCUGCCUUGUCUAGAUGCAGUGUAUUCUUCAAUUUGAAGAACUGAACACACCCUGUUGAACGGCUCGGUGGGAGCCAUGGCUGCAGAGAGCCCUGUGGGGAGUCUCCAGCAUGAAGCUACUUGCUCCGUCUGCCUGGAGUUCUUCAAAGAUCCGGUGAUUCUGGACUGUGGGCACAACUUCUGCCGAGUUUGCAUCAGCCAGUGCUGGGAUGGAUUGGGUCCAAACUGCUCCUGCCCCCAGUGCAGACAAGUCAUGCCACAGAGAAAUCUCAGACCAAACAGGCAGCUGGCAAACAUUGUCAAAAUAACCAAACAGCUGAGUUUACAGGCAGCCAAGGGAGCUGGAGAGGAGAACAUGAGAGAGGGAAGCCAGGAGGCUCUGCAACUGCUCUGUGAAGAGACUCAGACUGAAGAGGUGUGUGACAGAUGCCACGCUCACACUGUUCCAGUUGAGAAGGUUGCUCAGGAGUACAAGGAAAAACUUCAGACCUAUUUGAAGACUCUAAGUGAAGACAAAGAAAAGCUCCUUGGAUUGAAAAUGAAUGGAGAUGAGAGAAUCCAGGACUAUCUGCAAAAGACAGAAGCUGAGAGACAGAAGCUUGUGUCUGAAUUUCAACAAUUGCACCAAUUUCUGGAGGAACAGGAGAGACUCCUGCUGGACCAGCUGGGAGAGUUGGAGAAGGAGAUCAUACGGAGUCAGAAUGAAAAGCUGUCCAUGGAGAUUUCCCGUCUCAGUGACUUGAUCAGUGAGAUGGAGAGGAAGUGCCAGCAACCAGCAAGUGAAUUCCUACAGGAUGUCAGAAACACCUUGAGCAGGUGCAAGAAGGGGAAGUUCCAGGAGCCACUGGAGAUUCCCUCUGAGUUGAAAGCAAGACUUGCAGAUUUCUCCCAGAAAAAUGUUGCCCUAAAAGAGACCCUGAGGACAUUCAAAGAAACUCUACCAUGUGACCUGGAGAAAAGAAGAGGGGAGCUUCUGGGCUCCUACAUAAAGGUGCAUGUGACUCUGGAUCCAGACACUGCUCACCCUGAUCUUAUCCUGUCUGAAGAUCACAAAACUGUGAGAUGGGGAAUGAGACGGCAGGAUGUACCCGAUAACCCACAGAGAUUUGACACAUGGCUGUGUGUGCUGGGCUGUGAGGGAUUCACCUCAGGGAAACACUGCUGGGAGGUGGAUGUGGAGGUCCAAGAAGCCUUACCUCAACCACCGGAUGUUCCCUGUCACAACCUCGAACCAGGGGAUUGGAUCUACGUAAAGGUCUAUCAACGGAAAAACGCACUUCAACCCAGAUGGAAAGGACCUUUCCAGGUACUUCUGACCACUAAUUCUGCUGUUCGUUGCCAAGGUCACCAAACGUGGACUCACGCCUCGCACUGCAAGAAGGUAUCACCUCCAUUGGACCCCGAAGCAGCUGUAUUCCAACCAAGGUUGGGAUCUUUCCCUGAGGCCAAGGACAAAGACCCUCAGGACCUCACUCAGGCAAGUGAGGAGCAUCAGGGUGCAAGUGCUAGUAACCUCUCCCCUGCACCCAACACCUCAGCCCAGCCGGAUUCAUCAGUUGAAGAACGAAGAUAUCAUCUUCGGCCUCGAAGAAAGUGAAUGCUCCCAUUCGGAAGAUCACCACCUCGAUCAAGACCAAGAGCCGACAUUAUCAGUCCUUUAGGUAACUUGAGCCCAGAGGACGAAGAAAGACUUUGGCUGCCAUCCUGGGUUUGGCUGGUAGUGUUCUUUUUCUUACUGGUGCUGGUUAUGUUUGUUGUUAAGAUUCUUUGUCCCUCCUGUAUCUAAAAAUGGCACUGAUAUCCUUAUAUAUCACACUUGGGUAUCUCAGUAUCACCCAAGGGGGGUGGGAGAAAAAUUUGUAUUUGCAGAUCUCCCAUGCGGUGGCUCAAGCUGGAAAUAAAAGUGACUGCUGGAUAUGCUCUCACAGCCCAGCACACCUACACCAAGGAAUCCCAAUGAUCGGAGUACCAAUAUCCCUCCAGCAAUGGGGAACAAUAAACGGCGGCUUCGUUAGACACUACUCGUUAGCUGCCCAUCGAUCCGCUCCUAAAGAAUGGAGGGCCGCCCCUGCUAACUGGAUAAUCUCCCCAAGAGUAGAGGCGCCUUUCUGUUACAGAUCCAACAACACCGGAGCUUAUAAUAAAGCCACACCUGUAGGACACUACCCUCAUUGCCUAACUACUCUAGAUUAUAGCCCUAGUAGCACCAGUGGAAUCCUGUUGGGUAACGUACCCUCUCUCAAUUGUACAGGAUUCAUGGUCUACAACUUUUCUAAGGAACCUCAUGUUGCUCUCAUUGCAAACAGAUCAGAAUUUUACAUUCACUCCAAUUUUACUUCUUGUAAUAUAUCUCGGUCCAGCAGAAUAACAGCUGAACGUGGACCGUCCUAUACGAUGCAUAUCAAUCGAAAGUGCCGGAUAGGGCACAACAACUGCCGAGAUUUGAGUACCCUUUCUGCCCCAGGCCUUUACUGGCUCUGCGGAAACAGGGCUCAUAAAAUCUUGCCCUGGAAUUGGGUGGGGGCAUGCACUCUUGGACGUGUUAUCCCUGGUUUCGAAAUGCAUAGUGCAAUAUAUCUGGAACAAGUAAAAAAUUUCAACCAUCACAUGAAAAGGGCGGUUAACCCCUUAGCUACCAGAAACACAGGGUUCCAUCGAUUUGUGAGAACCUUCAUACCGUGGCUUGGAGUAAGAGAAUUGGAACUAGCCAUAAUUAACAUUUCAGCCACAAUGGAAGCUAUGGGAAAUGCCACUGCGGAUGCAAUUCAGGCUCUGCAAAAAGAGAUCUCCCAGAUCUCACAAGUAACUAUACAACACCGCAUAGCCCUAGAUUACCUAUUGGUAUCCCAGGGAGGAGUAUGUGCCUUAGUAAACUCCACCUGUUGUGUCUAUGUCAAUCAGGACAUGCGAAUCGAAACUGACAUUCGCAAAAUCCGAAAUCAGUUAAGGGUCCUACAUCAAGUGGCCUCAGAAAAUACUGACUGGGGUCUAGAAGAAAUGUGGUCUUGGCUAACCUCCUGGCUCCCAGAUUUCGGGGCCCUUGGCAAGAAAAUCCUGUAUGGAAUAUUGUUUGUCUUGAUAGUUCUGAUAAUGUUCUAUGUCUUAAUGCAACUGAUCCUCUGCUGCGUGAAAGCCAGCAGGGGAAGCUUUAGCAAGGCAAGAAAACCCACAGCAGAGUCUAGAAUAAUGGUGUUACAAAAGUGUGAGCAGAUUGAAAGAAAACAUGAAAGGCUGCAUGAUGAAAUAGAGGGGCUCAUGAGAAUGGAAAUUUAAGGCUAAAGUGAGACUAAAUAGUCUCAAAGGGGGGGGCUGUGGAAUCAGAAAAAAUAUAUGCCUUAAACUUUGAUUAUUUUAGUUAUAAGAUGACAUAACCGCUUUGUGUAGAAUUGCUGGCUCAGUACAGUAGAACAGAUAAGGGCAAGUGUUUGUUCUUUGUAACUCUUCUGCAAAUGCUUCGCUCACCGCGGCCUUGAAGGUAGAAAAAAAAAAAAAAGUAUGUACAAAGUAGA
Messenger RNA from Alligator mississippiensis (American alligator), 3602 nucleotides. Its product is annotated as zinc finger protein RFP. Bases 170 to 1690 code for a protein of 506 amino acids. The record is from RefSeq and is a predicted model, not a curated record. NCBI's taxonomy places the organism in Eukaryota, Metazoa, Chordata, Crocodylia, Alligatoridae. The transcript is spliced from 8 exons.